This is a messenger RNA of Anolis carolinensis (green anole), 11672 nucleotides long. It is a transcript of the gene ttyh3, whose product is annotated as tweety family member 3. Bases 331 to 1929 code for a protein of 532 amino acids. The record is from RefSeq and is a predicted model, not a curated record. Lineage: Eukaryota; Metazoa; Chordata; Lepidosauria; Squamata; Anolidae. Gene Ontology annotation, cellular component: plasma membrane. The transcript is spliced from 15 exons. Gene Ontology annotation, molecular function: intracellularly calcium-gated chloride channel activity; volume-sensitive chloride channel activity.
AGGCAGCGCAGGGCCGAAGCCGAAGCCGGAGCCGGAUUGUGGGAGGCGGGCGCCAUGCGGGGCCGGGGGCUGCGGGGCCCGCCGGGGAAGAGGAGCCAGACCCGCGCCCCCCCCUCCUCCUCUUCCUCUUCCUCGGUGUCGUGGGGCGGCGGGGGCUCCGCGCGGCUGCCUUGAGCGCCCCCAAGCCUCCCUCCCCCCGCCCCAUGGCAUCCUCCUCCGGGUGAGAAGAGGCGACCGAGGCUGCCGAGGAGGCCGAGGCUCUCUCCUCCCUUCCUCGCUUCCUGCCUUCCAUUCUCGGCGUCCUUCUCUCCGUGUCUCCCUCCGGAGAGCAUGGCGGGGGCGUCGGGCUCGGCGGGGCUGAGCUACUCCCCGCCCUGGUGGGUCUCCCUCCUCCACCGCCUGCCCCACUUCGACCUCCGGUGGGAGGCUGCUGGGGAUGAAUUCCGCCCCGAAGACGCCGAGUACCAGCAGGCCCUGUUGUUACUGGGCGGCGUUGCUCUCUCCUGCCUUGCUCUGGAUCUCCUCUUCCUCCUUUUCUAUUCCUUCUGGUUGUGUUGUCGCCACCGGAAAAGUGAGGAGCUGAAUGCGGAUUGCUGUUGCACGGCCUGGUGCGUCAUCAUCGCAACACUCGUCUGCAGCGCUGGCAUAGCUGUUGGCUUCUAUGGGAACGGGGAGACCAGUGAUGGCAUUCAUCGGCUAACAUACUCCUUACGACAUGCCAAUCGCACCAUCACCGGGGUCCAGGACAGGGUGCGUGACACUGCCGUUGCUCUGAACAAAACAGCGGAGCCUUACUUGGGAGACCUGGAGGUCAUGUUCGCCAAGCAGACCGAUUAUCUCCACAUGGUCCAAAAACUCCAGGGACUCCUGGACGAGCUGGUGAGGCAGACCACCGAAAUUCCUUUCUGGAAGAACGACGAGGUCUCAUUAGACGAGCUGGCCGAUCGUGUCAAUCAGUACGACUGGUACAGAUGGCUCGGCUACCUGGGCCUUCUCCUGUUCCAUGUCUUGAUCUGUUUGCUGGUGCUGUUUGGAUUGAUUAGAAACUCAAAAGGCAUUCUUAUAGGAGUGUGUCUUCUAGGAGUUCUUGCCCUGGUUGUGAGCUGGGCUUCUCUGGGUCUGGAGCUGGCUGUUGCGGUGGGUUCUAGUGACUUUUGUGUUAACCCUGAUGCCUACAUCUCCAAAGUAGUGGAGGACAACGCGGUGCUCACGACUGAUACCCUGAACUAUUAUCUUGUGUGCAGUGCUGGCUCCCCAAAUCCCUUUCAGCAGAAGCUAUCAGGAAGCCACAAAGCCCUGGUUGAAAUGCAGGAUGACGUGCUGGAGCUCAUGAAGUCCGCGGUCAAGGAAUACCCCACUUCGAAGGAGUACCUGAAUCGAGUCCAGGAAGUCCUGAACUCCACAGAAAUCAACCUGCAACACCUGACUGCCUUGGUGGACUGCCGGAGUCUCCAUUUGGAUUACAUCCAGGCUCUGACGGGCUUCUGCUACGACGGGGUGGAAGGGCUCAUCUACUUGGUCCUCUUCUCCUUUGUCACAGCCCUCAUGUUCAGCUCCAUCGUGUGCAGUGUCCCGCAUACCUGGCAGCAGAAAAGGAGCUCAGACGAAGAUGCAGAGGACGAGUCUACGGCUCAAGGGAACCGCCAAACGCAUGACAACUUGUACAGGGUCCACAUGCCCAGCCUCUACAGCUGUGGGAGCAGCUAUGGCAGCGAGACCAGCAUCCCAGCGGCAGCGCACACAGUCAGCAAUGCUCCUGUCACAGAGUACAUGACCCAGAAUGCAAACUUCCAGAAUCCCCGCUGUGAGAAUACUCCUUUGAUUGGCCGGGAAUCUCCACCCCCUUCUUUGUAUUUGGCUGCCAUGGACAGUAGCAGCCAUAUGAGCUGGCAGUUUAAGCCCUCGGACAGUGCUCGGACGUACUGGUAGCAGCGCCCGCAAAACCGAACAGUACACCUCCAGCAUGAGAGCCAAAUACCUCGCCACCAACCAGCCUCGGCCGGACACUGGCAGUGUGCAUUAAAAACUUUGAACCUGUUUUAAGCGAAGCAAAACAAAACGAAAAAAAAGGAAGAAAACGUGCCAACUGCUGCCGCCCUGCUUUCCCUGCCUCCUUUGUCCUGCGUCCGACUUGACCGCUUUUCCUGCUUCUCCUGCCUUGGCCUGGGACGUGUCUCUUUGGUGGGACCAUCUUUGAUGGAAGAGCAUUCCAGAUCCAGUCAAUGCUUACUUGCACCUGUUUUUGUGUAUGGAGAGAGAGAUGGAGAGAAACGAAUGCACCAUGCAUGCACACACGCAGGAGAUCCACCCAUCCGUCUGCUUCGCCCUGUGCCGUUUUGCAGUCGAUUCUUGAGGACAACUUAUCAGGACAUUGCUGUUUCUCAUCUACUCUAUGAAUAUCAUUUGGAAUUGUUUGUGGGUGCAACAUCAUGGCCCUAGGAAGCCUCCCUCAAUGCGCACACUGUCAUAAAGUUCCAAUGUGCCCAACCUUUUCAGCCGUUGAACUUAAGAAGUCUCAUUUCUCAGCAUCAAGUGAAAUCUAGGAAGCCAUUUGAUCCUUCCAGAAGGUCUGCUGAUCCCACCUGUGUCUUGGAAGCCCUUGAUACAACUUUUAUGUCUCUCUUUUUGUACCUGGGACGAAUGAAGAGACUUCCUAAACCAGGCACUUGAUACACUUGUACGUGUGCAAACCAACUACGCACCCAACCACUGCUUGCACUAUUGGCCCCUUUGGACUAUACUUUCUAAGCUAUCCGCAGUAUCCUGGAAACUGGAUUCGGUAAUUUCUUCUGGUGCCAAAACAUUUUAGGUGGGCAAAGGGAAAGAAAAGAGAAAGGCUUUUAGGGUAUAGUAGAGGAAGCAUCCAGCCUCGGCUGAUAUCUAUCUGCCUUUGCUUGAAUUAAACCCACAUCAAGGCCAAACAAGAUUGCCAUCAGAAAUGGCUCCGUAGACUUCCCGACGUUGCUUCUUCCAUUUUUAUGCCUAGUACAAUGUUGGCAGUUCCAUAGGGAGUCUUUAAGGUUUCUGUUGAUCCUGUCUCCCAGGGCCAGAAAGCAAAACAAAGAUAUCAUAAUGUGAUGUCAACACAAUGUGAUGCUCAUCAGCCCAUCAGGACAAAUUCCUGACCUUCGUUGCACAAGCCACAGGCAACCCAAUCCCAGUUGCCUCUCAAUGAGCUGUGUACCGACAGCAAAGACCAAUGGCAACUUGGCGGAGAUGCGGAUUAAUACUCAACUGCCUUGAAGGUGCUUUAUUUGGUAGGGCUCAUGGGGUGGGGAGGGAAAAGACCACAACACCACACAAGGGCCAUUGUUUUGGGUUCCCUGUGCAACCCGAUCCUAGGAAAACGCAGACUAAAAGCUUUCCAACGUCAGCUAAGGUAGCGCAUCUCCUAUCUGGUGUCCAAUAUCUACUUUUAUUGGCAGAUCUUGUUUCACAGUUUCACCUCGGUGCAGCCAGCAUUUUCUUCUUUGCUCCAGACAGUAUUGCAGAACUUCUCCAAACUCACAAACCAUAUCUUCCUUUAGCUGAGGUUCUUUUCCGACACACGUUUUGCACAUUCAAGGGGACCAGAAAGCAAAACAAAGAUAUCAUAGUGAUGUCAACAUAAUGUGAUGCUCAUCAGCCCAUCAGGACAAAUUCUUGACCUUUGUUGCACAAGCCACAUGCAACCCAAUCCCAGUUGCCUCUUAAUGAGCUGUGUACGGACAGCAAAGACCCAUGGCAACUUGGCGGAGAUGCGGAUUAAUGCGCAACUGCCUUGAAGGUGCCUCCAAUAAAUUUGGUUCCUCCGGUUAGGUGGCUUUGCAAGCGGAGAGAAUCGUAGAUGUGUCAACAGCCAUGAGAUUCUUGUAUUUGGUCUUGGAAAGGUAGAACAAAGGUUGCAACACUCGUCUGGACAGCACAGCAGUCUCUUUAAAUGUAGCCUUACAUCGAGAUUGAGCACAAUCUGCUACUAUUAAGAGGAAGGACGGAAAGGGUGAAAUUGGAUAUGGUGAAAAGUUGUUGAGAACUAACUCCUUUCCAUCCAGCUCCCCAAAUGGCCCAGCGUGCUUUUUUAGGGCUGUGUCACACAUUUCUGAGCAACCAAACCAGAGAUUUCCUUUAGUUCACAAUCUCCAGGCGCCGUAGUUAGUCCUGAGUAUGAACAAGGUAUGCUGACCUUUGAAAACUUCUGUUUCACAGUUUGAGAUAUGUGCUUAAAAAGUUAGCUAGACACUUGAGCCACUUGAAACAUGUCGAAAGACCAGCAAACUAUCCUGGGGAAUCAGACCUGAAGAUCUUGGAAGGAUCAGUGUUUGUUUUUAAAGGCAAGGGAGCAAAGUUUUUCCUCUUACUAGUGCAACGGAGAGUAGUAUAUGUGCCCGUCAGCGCUGAUUUUAAGGGACAGGGCAAUAUCUUUACGUUACUAUCGAAAUCUUCCUUCUAAGAAGCCGUUACCACUUAACACUGUGAAGAGGAAACUCCAACUGAGUACCUGGUGAUGGAUCAAGAACUGGAAGAGCUAUUUAGUGUUUUUAAAUGGACUCCAAGGAAAAAUCAAGCUCUUUGGAUUGUGUCCGGGGACUUUAGGUUUGAAGCGAUAAAGCCACAGCCCACAUUGCAAACAAUGCAGGACCUCUGUGUAUUUUGAUCAAUGCAAGGUUGAUUUUUAAUGAAAAAUUUCUUGAUACAGAUUCUUGAGUGACACCAACAGCACAUGGGCAUAUCUGCAUUGGAAACAACAAAACGCGUGGUCCGUCGUCAUGGUUUGAGGUGAAGCAAACAGUUACGGCAACUUGGAGCGCCUCUUGGCCGAGUCCAAAGUACCUCUGGUUGCAUCUUGUUUGCGGAAGGGGAGUUGCGCACAUAUUUUGAACCCAAGACCAGCUUGAAGUUGUUGACUGGCAAGGCUUUGUCUUUCCGCCAGCUCUGGUUCCUAUCAGGGCUCUUAAGGAUCGUUGAUAUCGCCAACGAAACCGGCAAAAGACUCCAUUUUUUUUUCUCCUUCCUGAUUCGUAUGAGUUUUCGAUGUGACGAGAAUCCUAAUGCCGUAUCGCUUGGAAUGUGUCCCGACUGACUUCCUCGGCUACUCUCAGAUCAUUUCAAAACCUUCGCCGUGAUUUCAACAUGCUAUGAAGUUCCUUUCAAAAACAAAACCUGGAGAAACAAGCGACUAAUGUUGAGUAUCGCCUGUCCUGAAUCCGGAUGAGACGGCGAUACAUUGGAACGGGAAACCGGAGUGUUAAAUACUCUUUCCUUUUUCCCCCUUCCGCCCCUGGUUUGAGCACCUACGUGGCCAUUUUGCUUGUCUGGUUGAUUUAGUUGAUUUUUUUCUCCCCCCCGUAACAUCGUCACAGCACUUUUUUUCCAAAAUCGAAGAGAAAAACAAAAAAAUGUGAACCGAGAAACCUUGUCAAGCACACAAAAACAUCUCUCCACAAUGUGAAAUGUAUAUAGCAUGUUGGAUUCUUGGGAGUCCAGUGUUCAAGACUACAUUGUAAUUGUUUCAAGAAGAAGAAGAAAAAGAAAAAAAAACUCGAAUCAAGACUUGGCUGUGAAUUUAUUUUUUAUGUGUGUGCUGUCUUUGGAAAAUCAGUGUAGUGUUUGUAUCCUGUGUGUAAUAUUAGCUGGCUCCACGUUGAGUUCGAUUCUGCUUCUUCUUGGUUUCUUUUUUUAAAGGGUUCAGGGUAAGAACUUGUCAUUCAUUCAUGUAUCAAAAUGCGAGGAACUAGACCAGGCAUGGGCAAACUUGGGACCUCUCUCCAGGUGUUUUGGACUACAACUCCCACCAUUCCUAACAACCUCAGGCCCUUUCCUUUUGCCCGUCAGCUGCUUAAGCCAGGUGCCAAAGGAAUGACUUUAUGGGUUCUUGGUAGGGCCUUAGCUUAAAUUAAUAUAAUUAAAGGAAAGGGCCUGAGGCUGUUAGGAAUGGUGGGAGUUGAAGUCCAAAACUCCUAGAAAGCCUAAAUUUACUCAUACCUGAACUAGACUUUUCUCCACUAUCUCCUCACCCAUCCCUUAAAGGAAAAAAAUAUUUAGUGCCUCCGGUAUGGCCAGUUUAGUGACGACGGAAGAAGUCCAGUUGGAUAGUUCUGACCUUUAUAGUCAGGUGUUUUUGUACAGGAUGGUAUGAAUUUGCAACAUGUUGUGCCACUGGAAAUGUUUGCUUAGCAUUAGGAAGUUUCAUCACAUCUAGAUACUUUAGAUUGAGAGCCGUCUAGUAAAACGGGGCAAUGCCCGAGGGAUUUGAUAAGCCUGUGAAGGAGAUGUUUGUAGACCAUGAUUACUCAGCUUGGACUCCUGAGUAAUGUGUUUGGUUUCCCCUUGUCGCUGAACUUUUGGAAAACACACAGUCCUUCCUACUUCUUGCUCCUCUGUUUACAAAUGUCCGAGGCAAAUGUGCCGAACAAAUCCUGCAUUUUGGGAUUGGUUGACUUAAGGACCUCAUCACACUAGAGAUCCACUUUAAAUCCACUUUAAACCACUUUAGGGCUUUAAACAGCUCAGCCAGACAGGUCCUAGGCCUCAGCAAACUACAAUCCCCAGAAUUCUGUAGGAGGCAGAAAUUGGAUUUAAAGUGGAUUUAGAGAGGAUUUAGAGAGGAUUCAGCAGUGGUAAACUAUGUAGAAGUUGGUGCCUAAUAUCAGACAGAACAGGAGUGAAGAAACACAGAAAAGUGGUAGAAAAGUUGUGUUGUCGAAGGCUUUCAUGGCCAGGAUCACAGGGUUGUUGUAUGUUUUCCGGGCUGUAUGGCCAUGUUCCAGAAGCAUUCUCUCCUGACAUUUCGCCCACAUCUAUGGCAGGCAUCCUCAGAGCUUGUGAGGCAUGGAGAAACUAAGCAAGGAAGGUUUAUAUAUAUCUGUGGAAAGUCCAGGGUGAGAGAAGAACUCUGUCAGUUGGAAGCCAGUGUGAAUGUUGUAGUUAAUCACCUCAAUUAGCAUUGAAUAGCUUCAUCACCUGGCUUCUUCCUGCCUGUGGUCACCACCACCAGGAUCAUUGGCGAUGAUGUUUUCUGCUGGGAUCCUGGUGGUGGUGACCUCAGGCAAGAAGAAUUCAGGAGAUGAAGCUAUUGAAUGCUAAUCAAGGUGAUUAAUUAUAACAGGGGUCCCCAAACUUUUUAAACAGGGGGCCAGUUCAUGAUCCCUCUGACCGUUAGAGGGCCGGGCUAUAGUUGACCACCGAGCAAUAAUAAUAAUGAUAAUGAUGAUGAUGAUGAUGAUGAUGAUGAUGAUGAUAAUGGGUUGGAAGACACCCCUUGGGCCAUUUAGUCCCACCCCCUUCUGACUUUGUGCACCAAAAGCACAUGACAGAUGGCUUCCAAGCCUCACUGUUAAUAAUAAUAAUAAUAAUAAUAAUAAUAAUAAUAAUGAUGAUGAUGAUGAUGAUGAUGAUGGUUGGAAGACACCCCUUGGGCCAUUUAGUCCCAUCCCUUUCUGACUUUGUGCACCAAAAGCACAAGCAAAGCACUCCUGACAGAUGGCUUCCAAGCCUCGAUGUUAAUAAUAAUAAUAAUAUUCGACUUGUAAUAAUAAGUGUUCGACUUGUGAUUCUGUGAUACAAAAUCCAGCAUGUCUAUCUUGUUCGCUGUGUCAUACUAUGUCGUUGUGUCAAUAAUAAUAAUAAUAAUAAUAAUAAUAAUAAUAAUAAUAAUAAGAAGAAGAAGAAGAAGAAGAAGAAGGAGGGUUGGAAGAGACCCCUUGGGCCAUUUAGUCCGUCCAACCCCCUUCUGCCUUUAUGCCGUGGGGGCCGGAUAAAUGGCUUCGAUGGGCCGCGUGUGGCCCGCGGGCCGUAGAUUGGGGAUCCUUGAAUUACAACAUUCACAUUGGCCUCCAACUGACAAAGAGUUCUUCUCUCACCCUGGACUUUCCACAGAUAUAUAUAAACCUUCCUUGCUUAGUCUCGCCAUAUACCUCACAUUUGAGGAUGCCUGCCAUAGAUGUGGGCGAAACGUCAGGAGAGAAUACUUCUGGAACAUGGCCAGACAGAACGGAAAACAUACAACAACCCGGUAGAAAAGUUCUCUUAAUACCUUUGGGAUAUUUCCUUACUAUCAAGAGACAUUAUGUCUGCAUCCGGUCGCAGCUUGCAGAUAUUGUGGCACAGUUUUCCGUAACGUGAAGUGUUUAUUGCUAGCAAGGUGUCAGUGUAGGCAAGCUUUCAUGAUAUAUUUCCUGCACUUGCACAAAAAGAUGUAUUUUAAAGCCAUUUUGGUCUAAAUUUGAUGGACGCUAUGUAUUGUCUUCUUUCUUUGCCUCUCUUUCCGGUGAACGAGCCCUUCCUCUUCUGGUGCUAAACCCCCUCCUUAAAGCGACGAGUGAGAUUUCGUGACUCUCCAAGAGCCAAGCAUUUGCCCCAUACGUUUUUAGGAUUUUUAGCCUGUAGUUUGGACUUGUUCACGGAUCUGAUUGUUAUCCUGAUUCCAAAUACUGUUUCUGUCUUUACUGUUGGGUCACUUGGUCCUCAGGUAACCUCUACUGCCAACUCUUUAGCGAAACCUAUUUCCCAUUUCUAUUAUCCUUGUCUCAUCCGUUUCCCCUUGUAAGUAAACAGUGUGUUUGUUGGUCAGGAUUUUAAAAAGAAGCCUCUUUUGUAUGUGUUUUGAGGACUAGUCCCUUGUGCCUCGUAGGACAUGUGGAAUUGCUCUUCAAGAGGAACUUGUAGAAUAAUUCUUUGGAUCCGAGCCUGUGUGUGUCUAGUUGGCAUGAUUGACUGAUAGCUCAGCGUGGCUAAGAAUAUCUGCAUCUACAUACAGUAGAGUCUCACUUAUCCAACAUAAACGGGCCGGCAAAACGUUGGAUAAGUGAGUAUGUUGGAGAAUAAGGGGAAGUCUAUUAAAUAUCAAAUUAAUCUAAUUCAGACAGUACUUUAAACUCUGACACUACAUCUGCCCUGUUGGCUUGUUGCAAAUUGCCUUUUUUACGUUUAAUGUUUUAACUGUUUACUAAUAUUAGAUCUGUUAGUAAACAUGUCCUAAAUGUUUGAUUUAUAUAUUUAAAUUUCUAUUUUUGUUAUUUUUGAGUUGUUCGAUAAGUUCACUUGGUGUUGCUCAUUUAUUGUUUAUGAUUUGAUCCGUCUGUUAUGUUUUCUAAUGUAUGGUUGGCAUUUUGCCAUUACGCUUUGAAGUCCCCCCAGGGGUGAGAAAAGCGGUAUAUAAAUGCAGUAAAUAAAUAAUAAAAUAAAUAUCAAAUUAGGUUGUGAUUUUACAAAUGAAGCACCAAAGCAUCAUGUUAGACAACAAAUCUGGCAGAAAAAGUAGUUCAAUAUGCAGUAAUGCUACGUAGUAAUUACUGUAUUUACGAAUUUCGCACCAAAAUAUCACGAUAUAUUGGAAACAUUGACUACAAAAAUGCAUUGGAUAAUCGAGAACGAGUGUUGGAUAAGUGAGACUCUACUGUAGUUAUAGCAGUUUGGUACAGCUUUUAAACGCCAUAAGUACACGUUGCAAAAUGUUGGGAGCAUUUUGUCAAAGUAAUGAGCAUCUUUUUCUCAAACAAAGCACCAAACUUACAAAACCCAGGAUUCCAUUAAGGAUCGAACUCCUUAGUGUAGAUAGGCUCCGAAGUGUAGUCCUUUUAAUGUUGUUGUUGUUGUUGUUGUUGUUGGGUGCCUUCAUUGUGAUCCUAUUAUGAUGUUUCCUUGGCAAGGUUUGUUUGGAGGAGAUUGGCCUUUUCGACGGAAAGAGUUUGCAAAAAGGGCCAGAGAAUUGUGCCCUGAUUUCUUGAAGUCUUAGCAAGACGUUUCUGAUAUUUCCCGAACUGGCCGACUAUAUUUUUUGGACUUCAGUUCCCAGUAUUCCUGAUUGUUGGCCAAACUGACAAAGGACUGGAAGUCGAAGUUCCAAAGACCUAAAGGACCAAAAAUUUGGAGCUAAAGUCGGUCACUCGGUGUAGAAAAGAAUUCUCAUAAUGUUAUAAAUGUGGAUGGUUAGGAUUAGGAAAUUUGACGGAGAUGUUAGAAUCGGAGCUGGAAUCUCCUUGAGUAUGAUUAUGAUUUUAAUUCUCGACUUGCAUCUAUUUGGUGCAGGGAUUGUGGGAAAUUAUUUGGACCAUACAAACAAGAUUAAGACUAGUUUCCGUAUGUCUGCAACUACAAGUCUUGCUCCUUGGAUCUCGACCUAAAGAGGAGUCAAUCGACUCUCUUGUCAGAAUCCUUUCCGGUGCUUAGUGUAUCCAACAACACUUUCCUCUUCUCUAUGCAAUGUUGGUUUCGCUGUUUUGUGUCCCUUUUCCCCGAAACACUUCUGGGCUCUGCCUUUAAAGAGCCGUUGUUAUUAUAUCACCGGCAAUAAUAUUUUGCCAGUUUUAUCUCCCAUCGCCUCCGAAUUGGAUCUUUUGGUGCUACAGUUUGCCAUCUUCAUAACUGGAUCUUCGUCAUUGGGAAAUGUCUAGGUAAAGGCCGAAUCCGCAGGUGAUGCCACUUCAUCUCGGAAGGGUUAAACCCUUGUGCCGACUGGACUGCUGACCUGAAGGUUGGGUUGCUGACCUGAAGGUUGCCAGUUUGAAUCUGUGAGACAGGGUGAGCUCUCUUCUGUCAGCUCUAGCUUGCGGGGACAUGAGAGAAACCUCCCAGCAGGAUGAUAACCACAUCUGGGCAACGUCUCUGUAGACGGCCAAUUCUCUCACACCAGAAGCCACUUGCAGUAUGUUCUCAAGUCAGGUGAGCUCCCGUGUGUCAGCUCUAGCUUGCGGGGACCUGAGAGAAACCUCCCAGCAGGAUGAUAACCACAUCUGGGCAACGUCUCUGUAGACGGACAAUUCUCUCACACCAGAAGCCACUGGGAGUAUGUUCUCAUGUCGGGUGAGCUCCCGUGUGUCAGCUCUAGCUUGCGGGGACAUGAGAGAAACCUCCCAGUAACACAUCUGGGAGUCCCCUGGGCAACGUCUCUGUAGACGGCCAAUUCUCUCACACCAGAAGCUACUUGCAGUAUGUUCUCAAGUCAGGUGAGCUCCUGUAUGUCAGCUCUAGCUUGCGGGGACAUGAGAAAAACCUCCCAGCAGGAUGAUAACCACAUCCGGGCCUCCCCUGGGCAACGUCUCUGUAGACGGCCGACUGUCUCACACCAGAAGCGACUUGAAGUAUGUUCUCAAAUCACUUCUGACACGAUCAACAAAAUCUGAUGUUUUUGGCCACUUUUUUGGGACGUCGGAGCAGGUCAGUUGGCAACCCCAUUGAUUGCACUGAACCCAGAUCCUAGUAAGAACAAACCUGGUAAUUUCCUGUGGAUUUUCAGUCUUUAUUCUGUCCCUUUCCAACCCCAACAUGUACCAACCAUAACUCAACUGGCCUUCUUUUCCCUUUUGUCCAGUUUGGUUCUAUUUCAAACCUCAAGGGUUGUGUAUCAUACCACUUUAUAUGUAUAUGCAUACGCAUACAUAAUAUAUUUAUAUAAUUAUUUUUUAAAAUCCUUUGGACACAACAAUACGUUCCUGCCAAGGGUUUGGCACUGACCCCAGACGUUUUGAAAUCUGGUGGGGGGUUUAAACUGAGGAGUGAGCCCAUCUCUUGUUAUUUUAUAUCCUUUUAAAUUUCGUUUUCUUCGAUUGUACUGUAGCUAUUUUUUUUUAAUGGUUCGUGGAGGUUUUUAUUUUCUGUUCUGCGGAGACGAAAUGAAAACAUUCUCAAUGUAAUUUUUGUUGUUUCUAUUCAGCUUGGGUUGUAAUGUUUUGAAAAUAAACGACUUUGGAAAAGUA